Messenger RNA from Corticium candelabrum, 496 nucleotides. RefSeq names its product bolA-like protein 3. Gene Ontology annotation, cellular component: mitochondrial matrix. NCBI's taxonomy places the organism in Eukaryota, Metazoa, Porifera, Homoscleromorpha, Homosclerophorida, Plakinidae. The transcript is spliced from 4 exons. The record is from RefSeq and is a predicted model, not a curated record. Bases 24 to 347 code for a protein of 107 amino acids.
CUCAAUUACUGGUAGCGAUAAACAUGGUUUACUCUUCAGCAGGAGCGAAACUUUCACGGUUUAUUUCAUUUCUGUUACCAAAUCCGGUGUGGCGCAGAUUGUUGGCUAGCAAUGUUAGUGACGGUGAGCAACGACUUAGAAAUAUACUUCAAGAUACGUUUUUGGCAACAGAGUUGGAAGUGCAAGAUGUAUCAGGAGGAUGUGGGUCCAUGUAUCAAAUCAGUAUAACUUCAGAAAAAUUCAGAGGUAAGAGACUCAUCCAACAGCACCGAAUGGUAACAGAGGCUCUGAAAGAUGAAAUCAAGAAUAUGCAUGGCCUUACAUUGACUACAUCGGUUCCAGAAUAGACUCAUGGACUGUUCUUACACGACAGUUUGUCAUCUAGUUUUCUUCUGAGUAAUGCAUUAUUCUACUGUGACAGUAGCAGCAAUUGUUGUCAGACAGUUUGAUUAGUGAACACUAACAAGAGUUGAGAACGCUCUCACAGAUAUCUGGC